This is a messenger RNA of Dalotia coriaria, 2877 nucleotides long. Its product is annotated as epidermal growth factor receptor kinase substrate 8-like protein 2. Lineage: Eukaryota; Metazoa; Arthropoda; Insecta; Coleoptera; Staphylinidae. Gene Ontology annotation, biological process: regulation of Rho protein signal transduction; Rho protein signal transduction. Gene Ontology annotation, cellular component: plasma membrane. Gene Ontology annotation, molecular function: actin binding. The record is from RefSeq and is a predicted model, not a curated record.
GUCAAGUAGUUUAGUUGGGAGCUUUAAAGAGCUUUACUCACAAUAUUAAUGAUUCUUGUACGCCGUAUGAAAUAGACAUUGUAUAACUGACUAAUGCACUUGCGCAUGCGCGUGAAAGUUGCCUACCUGUCGGUAGCAAGCUACUCAGGUACCUCAGAUAUCGCUGCCGUCGUCGACACCUGCGGAAUCAACCGCGGAGUCACCACGAAUUCGUCAGCAUACGCGCAGUUGUAAUCGUGAUGGUGUUAUCAGUGUGCCGCCAACGCGUGUGAAGUGACCUGUGUGCGAUGACGGCAAAUUUGGAUACAAUCUGAUCGCAACACAUCCAAAGGAAGAAAAAAAAAGCUUCGAAACUCCAGAAGAUUUCCAGGUAUUCAGGUAUUUAGUUACCUAAUUACUUAAUUGGGCCCCACUUAAAAUGGCGUACCAUUCGAAUGGUUACUCGGGUGACGAGCGGGAUAUGGGCCGAGGAGACGAUAGAAACAACGACGAUAUGGAUAAGUCCACGUAUUUGAUGGAGCAUUUGGCUACGUUUACCGUCAACAAGGAAACAGGCAUCACCUACCCUGCAGAUGGUAUGCGUCGUCUUUUGCAACUCGAAAAAACCAACGGGAUCUGGUCCCAAAAGAUGCAGUUGUGUUUGGAUCGUUCUUGGGUGUUGAUCAUGGAUUAUGAAACAGGCGGUAUCAUGGAGAGGUUUCCUGGUAAGUCCAUAGUGGAACCCACUUCGUUCACUAGCCAGGACCCGAUGGAGAUGUACAAUAACAUAUUGGUCUUUAUCGUGACCAACUCCAACCCACAGCACCCACCAGAAAUGCACAUAUUUCAGUGCCAAAGCAUAUCCGCGCAAGAUUUAGUAGAAGACCUCAAAGAGAUGCAGAAAGGAAGGAUCAUCACACGAAACCGUAGAAGUAGCAUGCCCCCACCUUCAGAAACCCCAUUGCAGCAUGUAAAUGCUUCACGUGACUACAGAGAAUCCGACUCAGAGUUGACCACAAAUAAUGACGAUAAUAGUUCCACCACAAGUGAACAAUACGAAAGAGACGUCACAGUGUUGAACCACUGCUUUGAUGAUAUAGAAAAGUUCAUCGCACGAUUACAACACGCAGCUGCAGCUUCCAGGGAGUUGGAACGCCGCCGUCGUAAUCGUAAGAGUAAGAAAAGUGACAAUGGUGAUGGUAUGCUCACCAUGCGAACAAAACCACCUUUAGAGAAGGAAUUCGUUGAUAUCUUCCAAAAGUUUAAGUUGUCCUUUAAUUUGUUAGCAAAAUUAAAGGCCCAUAUCCACGACCCUAAUGCUCCCGAAUUGGUACACUUCCUAUUCACACCUCUAGCUCUCAUCGUGGAGGCUGCCCAUGAUACAUACUUUGAUUUACACAUACCACACAAUGUGGUGUCACCUCUGUUGACCCGCGAAGCCAUCAAUCUGCUGAUCAACUGCGUGACCAGCAAAGAAACUGAACUCUGGCAUUCCCUGGGUAACGCCUGGCUUAUCCCCAGAAACGAAUGGAAGGGACAUGUGAGCACAUACCAUCCAGUAUUCUUGGAUAAAUGGUCCCCGGAUUAUCCAGUCGUAGAUGAAUUGGAACCAAGCAAACACUACAGGGACCCACAUAACGAUGGCCAUUUCAGCGAUGAUGAAUACGACCCAUCUGUACAGGACAACAUGUUCAUGAUGGAGAACCAACGAGGUGAACCCCAUCAUGAACCAGAUCCCAAGAUAGACCAUCAUCCACACCCCAACCCACAUCCUCACGCAGUAAGGGAUCAUGAACUCCCAAGCGGGGCACGUAGUGACAUCUCCGCGGAUUCCAUCGAGCGUAAUGGAGGAGGAGGUGUUCCUGGCCCAGCGAAUGACGAACGCAACUUCAAACGCCUCCAGGAGAAUUUUCUCGCUAUGCUCCACAAGCAAAACGCCAUGGUCGUGCAGGUAACCUACCCACGCACAGCAAACAACGAUAAAGAACUCACCGUAGUCCGUGGGGAAUACCUCGAGGUCCUGGAUGAUACCCGCAAGUGGUGGCGGGCGAGGAACCACAAAGGUGAGGUUGCCCAUGUGCCUCAUACAAUCGUAAGCAGAUUCAACUAUCAAUCGGAUAUCUACCCGAAUCCGAUUUAUCAGCAAUAUCACAUGAAUCGUCCCGAAUCCGCAUCGGAUAGACACAGUCCAAGCGGGCCGGAGCAUCCAACUACCACACAACCCGCCGCUGCUGAAUUGGUGCGAAGGGAACGCAUUGAACCUCCAAUUGCACCCCCACCACCUCCGCCACCACCGGUGGAUUACGUAAGUCGACCAAGUCUCUCAAACUAUAGCCCACAAGAAAAUGUUCAGAUGCGUGCGCCACCAGUAAACCAAUCACCACAGGAACACCGCCAGUCGAGUGUCAACGAUGAGCUGAAAGCGAUUUUCCAGCUAAUGAAUGAACAAAAACGCAAAGAUAUGGACAUUAAAACCACCCCGGAGGUGUUUAUCACUGCAGGGUCAAAGGAUCAAGAGGUGCAGGAGUGGUUAAAAGCGAAAAACUUCCCGGAGGAAAUUUGUAAGGGCUUGAAAGGAAAGAACGGACGGGAAAUGUUCAAAAUCGCACAACAGCCCAAUGAGUUAUUCAAUUCCUCCGAGGGUAAACGGCUGCAGUCGCAGUUGAAACUGCAAAUGAGUGUUUGUGGUUACCAAACGGUGAGGAUAAGUGAAUUCAAGCAGAUCAUGCAGAAGGCCAAAGCCAGAGUCGCUUCCGACUAUGAAUGAUCGAAAUUAACGUGUGUUUAACCACAAAUUUAACCAGAAACUAAUCAAUUAACAAUAUAAUAUUAUAUUACCUGAAAUGAUGUACUUAUACCUACUAAUUAUUAUUAAUAUAUUGGUGAAUGGUUUUAAAA